Messenger RNA from Paraphaeosphaeria sporulosa, 468 nucleotides. Its product is annotated as ornithine decarboxylase antizyme. The transcript is spliced from 2 exons. The record is from RefSeq and is a predicted model, not a curated record. Lineage: Eukaryota; Fungi; Ascomycota; Dothideomycetes; Pleosporales; Didymosphaeriaceae. Bases 1 to 468 code for a protein of 155 amino acids. Gene Ontology annotation, molecular function: ornithine decarboxylase inhibitor activity.
AUGCAUAACAACACGACUACCGAUAUCGUCAACGACUAUGGCAUCGAUGUACGAAUGAAUACGAGUAGCGCUACGGAUUCGCCGUUCCCCGAGGGAUAUGGCUGGGUCCAGCAGAAGGGGCUGGUGAGCGACUGGAUUGAGGUCUGGGACUAUGUGGGCGGUAUCCGAUUCCGUGGGUUCGUCGCGGAGAAAGCCGACGAGAAGGCUAUGGUCGUCUUCUUCGAUCAGAACGUGAUCGGAGGCGACCUCAAAGCUGGAUUGAUGGCGCUCCUCGAGCUCUGCGCGGUCGACUACUUCGCCUGCACCCGCCUAGUCGUCUGCAUUGACCGCCACACGCAGCAGCAGUCCCUGGAAGUUCUCUCCAAGGACCUCGGCUGGAUCGGCUUCCAGCUCACCACCCUCCGUGAGUUCGUCGAAGAGGGUGACGUCAUCAGCAACGAGUGGCUGUUCAUGGAAAUGGACACGUAG